AUGGAUAAAUGUUUUGUUGCCUGCGGCUGUGAUGAUCAAGAAGGAGUAACAAAAGGUGAUUUAGAUCGUUUUACCGAUAAAAUUGAAAAUGUCUUGAAUGAUGAAAAAGGGAGGCGACUUUUUAGAAAUUUUAUGUUUACUACAAAGAUGAAAGACGGCCGAAGAACUUUAGAUUUUUUAGAACAUAUUGAACGAUUACUCAGUUAUUCAGAAGAUGCUGAAAGUGUGUCCUACCGUAGUUACCUCAGAGAUUAUGAUCGUUUAAUGGAUGAAGCAGAGCGGAUAGAAGAGUUGGAUUUUGCUACAAUGGAACGACUAGCUAUUGCUCGUGAUUCUGAAAACAAGGAAGACAUGAUAGAUGUACUGAAAUUGGUGAAAGUUGAAGCUAUUAAAGCACUGCGAAGAGAAUAUAAUGCUUUUAGAAGACACUUUAUCCCAUCUAAAUAG
Molecule: messenger RNA, 447 nt
Organism: Parnassius mnemosyne (clouded apollo)
Lineage: Eukaryota; Metazoa; Arthropoda; Insecta; Lepidoptera; Papilionidae
Source: the annotation of a GenBank genome assembly